Messenger RNA from Owenia fusiformis, 1706 nucleotides. The record is from the annotation of a GenBank genome assembly. Lineage: Eukaryota; Metazoa; Annelida; Polychaeta; Sabellida; Oweniidae.
GCUGCAGCUUCAGAUUGUGCCUUUGCUUUCGAUGCAAUCAUUGAACGUUUUAAAUGGGAAAAAAUAGGACUACUGGUAUUGAAUAGCCCGCGGAUGGCUCCGGUUGCUGCUCUGUUUAAGGAAGAGAUUGGAAAGGGGAAUAUAACUGUAGGAGCUGAAAUACUGUUUAAUAUUGAUGGAUCAUCACCUGAUGUCAUUUGGGAAACAUUAAAGGACAUUCGGAUAUUUGUUGCAUUUGCUCCCCAUAUGGGUUCGCUUGGCAUAUUACCUCUACAAUUUUUGUUAUGCAAGUUGUACAAGCACGGAUUCUACGGAAGACAUCAUGUUAUAUUAUCUUACUACCCAACGGUACAAGAACAGUGGGAUUCGGUUCACGAAACGGAUUUUGAAUGUUCAAGAUCCAACAUGUUUGAGGUUCUUCAAGGAGCCUUGGGAUGUUCUCUCAGCGUAUCAACCCUUUUGGGAAAAUAUGACGAUGAGCGGCAUUUUAAAACAAACCAGACAUAUGCUGAGUUGAGGUCUAUUAUUAGGCCAAGAAGCAAUGUCGAGGUGAGACGGUACUUUCAACCAAUUCUGUAUGACACUAUUUGGGCAAUUGCAUUGGCUUUAAAUGCAACUAUUCAUGAUGUGGAAUAUGGAGUCAACGACGUUAAGAAUUACAAACUAAAUGAAGACAUGACAAAACCAUUAUUGGAUUCGCUGUAUGGUAAUCUACUCAAUGUCAACUUUCAAGGAAUAUCGGGUCACUUCUAUUACAACAACACUAGGGGCUUCAGACAGUUCAAGACCUACAUUGGACUUUUUGGAUCUAAUGGUGAAUUGUCGACGAGCAUUGGAUACGUUGAAGUGGAUAAGAAAAGGGUAGUAAUUUCACAAUCUGAUGACAUUAUAUGGAAAUCGAAAGGUGGCGCUGCCCCACCCGACCGGGAAAUCAAGCAAUAUCAACGCAAGCGUAUCAGUAGUGCCGCCAUUUUUGUGCUCUCUGUCAUUGCGGCCAUUGGUAUAGUUCUAGCGUUGAUCUACAUUAUAUACGCAAUCAGCCAUGGAGGCCAUUUGAUGAUCAAAGACGAGUGGCCGAUAAUAACAAGUGUAAUAAUUGUUGGCUGUAUCUUACUAGACGUUUAUGUUUUGAUUCACGUAGCUGAUCUAGAGACUGGAAUACACCCAGAGCCCCUCCAUGUUGAUAUGUGUAAGGCAACCACGGGGCUACUAAUAUUUGGCUUCACGUUCUUUUGUGGCGGCAUGACGGUUAAACUGUGGGGUGUUUACAAGUUUUUCAGUCAGGACAAAACGAAAGUGAUACAAGAAGCGUGGCUGAUGUUAAUCUUUUUCUUUCUUCUUGUUGCUGACGUUACACUGGUUGCUGUAUGGUUCGUCACAGAUCCCAUGAUUGCAAAUGAAAAGGAAAUUAGCUCAACGUUGGACGAUGAUACAUCAGUCAGAACGAUUACGGUGAUGAUCACAUGUGAAUCAAAAUACAAAACAUAUUUUCUCAUCGCCACCCUGUGUUACAAGGCAAUUGUGUUACUGAUUGGUGGAUUCAUAGUUUGGCCUGCUUUGUUCAUGUCUGUGAAGAAAGGCUUCGUUCAUUUCUCUGAGUUUGUUAUCGCUGUGUUUACUAGUUUGUUGGUCAGCAUUUUGCUGGUUGUUAUAUCGUUCAUGAUCCCGACUGAACCGAAUGCUUUGUUCAUCAUUAAUGGAUGCCU